This is a messenger RNA of Thamnophis sirtalis, 1339 nucleotides long. Lineage: Eukaryota; Metazoa; Chordata; Lepidosauria; Squamata; Natricidae. The record is from RefSeq and is a predicted model, not a curated record.
AAAGAUCCAAAGGAAGCAUUGGUUAUUGCUGUGACAACCAGGGCCAUUUUUAAUUUGGAGAGAGAGCAUGAAAUCUUCUUGACAAAGGGCAAAGAGGAAUAUGUGAAACAUCAGCAAGAAAACGAGAAUAGCCCCUUGGAGCAGGGAACAGCUUUCCCUUUCAUUCAGGCAGUGCAGUUUGUGAACAAGAAACUCCUUGAAAGAAACCCAGAAGAAAAGGGACUCUUUGAUGUCAUUGUUCUCUCCAAUAAUAGUCCGGAGACUGGUGUGCGAAUAAUGAACAGUGUGAAACAAUAUGGUUUGGAAAUCUCCAAGUUUUGCUUUGUCAGUGAUGAAGAUUCUACUCAAUAUUUGAAAACCCACAAUGUGAAACUUUUUCUCUCAGCUGACCCAAAAGAUGUGUGCAAUGCACUUCAGAGAGGAGUCUCAGCAGCCCUCAUCUUUCAGCAGGAGAUACAGGCUCCUAGAACUCAAUUACGAGUUGUCUUUGAUGGUGAUGCUGUACUCUUUUCGGAUGAGACUGAUCGUGUCUUUCAUGAGAAAGGUCUUGAGGAAGCAGUGGAAUAUGAGAAAAUUAUGGAAAGUGUACCCAUGGGAGAGGGCCCCCUGAAAACCUUUGCUUUGCAUCUUGGGAAGAUGCGUAAAAAAUUUGCUCAGGAGGAUUCUCCCAUCCGCAUCUAUUUGGUGACUGCCCGCAGUGGCCGUGAUAUGGGCACCCGGGCCAUCAAAACCCUCCGGGAAUGGGGACUGCCGACUGAUGAAGCCUUCUUCAUGGCUGGAGCUCCAAAAGGUCCUAUCCUCUCCAAGAUCCAGCCCCACAUCUUUUUUGAUGAUAAUUUUCACAAUAUCCAAGGUGCUCAAGAUGUUGGCAUACCCUCUGCAUUGGUUCCUUAUGGCUGCCAGAAAGGAUCAUAGGAUCACAGUGUUCUGUCAGUUAACCAUACCAAUAUUUCUAAGUAAAGGAUGCAAACUUUUAAAUGUACAGAGAGAGCAGUGUUUAGAAUAAAUUACAUUUAUAAAAAAAAAUAGGAAGUGACUUUACCUGAUGAGGGUAAAGAUCGUAUUGAAACAAAGGGGGAAAUCAAUGCUUAUAACAUGUAGCAAAUUGGUUCCUUUCUUUGCCUGUGCAAUCAUUUUUUUUCAAUUGAUGACAUUUGGAGAGUCUGUUAUUACAUGUAGGUUUUCAGAAAUCCAUCAAGCAAUGGUGUCCAAAAUGUCUGUCUACCUUAUGCAGAGUUUAUUUGGCUUUUGUAUAGUUUCAACCAGCAGAAUAGAGCACAGAAAGCAACAGUAUUGUUUUUGGUUUACUCCCUCCUUUUUCCCUUGUGAAUCCAGAAGG